Molecule: messenger RNA, 767 nt
Organism: Homo sapiens (human)
Lineage: Eukaryota; Metazoa; Chordata; Mammalia; Primates; Hominidae
Gene: LCN15
Product: lipocalin 15
Exons: 7
Coding region: 31-585 (184 amino acids)
Cellular component (GO): extracellular region
Molecular function (GO): small molecule binding
Source: RefSeq, marked validated
AGCACCAGGGGCUGGAGGGCAGGGGAGGGGAUGAUGUCAUUCCUGCUCGGCGCAAUCCUGACCCUGCUCUGGGCGCCCACGGCUCAGGCUGAGGUUCUGCUGCAGCCUGACUUCAAUGCUGAAAAGUUCUCAGGCCUCUGGUACGUGGUCUCCAUGGCAUCUGACUGCAGGGUCUUCCUGGGCAAGAAGGACCACCUGUCCAUGUCCACCAGGGCCAUCAGGCCCACAGAGGAGGGCGGCCUCCACGUCCACAUGGAGUUCCCGGGGGCGGACGGCUGUAACCAGGUGGAUGCCGAGUACCUGAAGGUGGGCUCCGAGGGACACUUCAGAGUCCCGGCCUUGGGCUACCUGGACGUGCGCAUCGUGGACACAGACUACAGCUCCUUCGCCGUCCUUUACAUCUACAAGGAGCUGGAGGGGGCCCUCAGCACCAUGGUGCAGCUCUACAGCCGGACCCAGGAUGUGAGUCCCCAGGCUCUGAAGUCCUUCCAGGACUUCUACCCGACCCUGGGGCUCCCCAAGGACAUGAUGGUCAUGCUGCCCCAGUCAGAUGCAUGCAACCCUGAGAGCAAGGAGGCGCCCUGACACCUCCGGAGCCCCACCCCCGCCCUUCCCAGGUGGAGCCAAAGCAGCAGGCGCCUUUGCCCCUGGAGUCAAGACCCACAGCCCUCGGGGACCACCUGGAGUCUCUCCAUCCUCCACCCCCCGCCUGUGGGAUGCCUUGUGGGACGUCUCUUUCUAUUCAAUAAACAGAUGCUGCAGCCUCA